This is a messenger RNA of Salvia splendens (bonfire salvia), 627 nucleotides long. RefSeq lists its product as uncharacterized. The record is from RefSeq and is a predicted model, not a curated record. The transcript has 2 exons. Lineage: Eukaryota; Viridiplantae; Streptophyta; Magnoliopsida; Lamiales; Lamiaceae. The coding region runs from base 1 to 627 and encodes 208 amino acids.
AUGGAUGAUUUCACCGUAUAUGGGGACUCGUUCGAUUUCUGUUUAGCUAGCCUAGACGUAGUAUUGAGGAGGUGUCAGGAGAAGAAUUUGGUCCUUAACUUCGAAAAAUGUGACUUCAUGGUACCCGAGGGAAUUGUUCUGGGGCAUGUAGUCUCAGAGAAGGGCAUACAGGUGGACCAAGCAAAAGUCGAUGUGAUUUCAAAAUUACCUUACCCUACGAAUAAGAAAGAAGUAAGGGGAUUCCUAGGGCAUGCAAGGUUUUAUAGGAGAUUCAUAAAGGACUUCACAAAGAUUGCUCAGUCAUAUACCCAUCUAUUGCAUAAUGAUGUUGAUUUCAUCUUCGACGAAGAGUGUAAGAAAGCUUUUCAGCUAUUGAAGGAUAAGCUAGUACCUGCCCCUAUAAUUAGGGCACCCGACUGGAGUCAGCCGUCUGAGAUAAUGUGUGAUGUGAGCGACUUCGCAGUGGGUGCGGGAGAGACGGAAGAAGCUAUACCAAACGCGUUUCCAGAAGAAAAUUUAUACUACAUGGAAGAAUCUCCUAGACCUAUCAGCUGGGAGGAAAUAAUGGCAAUAACAGGUCCAGGAGAUGCUGAGAAAGGGAAGUGUCUGCUGAACGCUGAACGAUAG